UCAUUAUAUGUUGUUCAUGUCUCUUUCAGGACACUCUUGAAGAUAUUUCGUACCUGUUGAGGAUUCCGCAGAGAAAACCUUAUGGAUCAAUGGAGGGUAAUGUGAAGAAAGCUUUGAAGAUAGCAGUAGACGAAAAGGAUCCUAUAUUGGCUAGUAUACCGGCAGAGCUGAAGGAAAGGGGCUCUUUGGUACUUGCAUCUCUAAUAGAGGGAAAGGGUGGCUUGCAAACUCUCAUUCAAUCUAUAAAGGAACAGGAUGCGGAUAAAGUAUCUGUGAGCCUUGCAUCUACACUGGAUACUGUAGCAGAGCUAGAGUUAUUACAGGCACCAGGAUUAUCAUUUUUGUUGCCGGAGCAAUACGCACAGCAAUAUCCGCGGCUUUCAGGGAGAGGAACUGUUGAGUUCACCAUUGAGAAAGGAGAUGGUUCAACAUUUUCUCCAGUUGCUGGAGAGCAGAAAAAUACUGCCACCAUUCAG
Messenger RNA from Cajanus cajan (pigeon pea), 476 nucleotides. Lineage: Eukaryota; Viridiplantae; Streptophyta; Magnoliopsida; Fabales; Fabaceae. The record is from RefSeq and is a predicted model, not a curated record.